Molecule: messenger RNA, 856 nt
Organism: Myripristis murdjan (pinecone soldierfish)
Lineage: Eukaryota; Metazoa; Chordata; Actinopteri; Holocentriformes; Holocentridae
Gene: odam
Product: odontogenic, ameloblast associated
Exons: 11
Coding region: 38-784 (248 amino acids)
Source: RefSeq, a predicted model, not a curated record
CACAGAAACAGAAAAAGCUACUGGAAAAAAGACCAUCAUGAAGCUGCAGACUGCACUUGUGUUGGUCUGUCUAUUUAGGACAAGCCUCUCUCUUCCAGUGCAAAUUGGAAUUCUUGCAAGCAACAGCAAUGAGAUCCUGAGACUGAAUGGACUAACUUUAGCAACUCUUGGACAAACUCAAGUCCAGGCAUCGUCAAUACUCCCCCAGUAUGUGUUGCAGCAGCAGCAACCAGAGGUGCUUCUCACUCCCCAGGUGGUGAACCUGAACCCUCAGGUGUCAGGUCCCUUCGGCCCCCAGGGGCCCCAGCUGUUGGUCCCCACACAGGGCAACCAGUUGACCCCUGUGCUUGUCCCCAAUGGCCAGCAGGAGCAGCUUGGCCCCCCUCAGGACCCUAACGGUCAUAUCAUCCCUCAGCAGGCCCAAAACCCUGUUCAGAUGGUUCCACAGUUUCAGUACCCUGCAUUUGGAUUUUCUCAACAGCCUGGAAUGCAGGGCUUCCCCUACUACCUGCCACCUUAUGGCUACCCCCAGCAGAGGAGUGCUGUGGUGCUGCAGCCCAACAAUGGUCAGGUGAGCCAGGCCCAGCAGAACCUGGAGAGGACAACUCAGAGGCCACAGCUACCUCUGCAGCAGGCCUCCCAGCCCAAAGGACAAACAGAAAAAACAUGGCCACUGGGGACUCAGAAAGAGCCCACCAUGCCUCCUCCUGAUCACCGUGGUGACACAUCUGGUCCUGGGGUUGAUGAGGGUCAGCCCAGCUUUCCCUUCCUGUUUGAGCCUUAGAUCUCCUCUGGGAAACAAGAACGAGGAAACUGCUCUUUGGUUUUGCAAGUGGUUGUCUAAUAAAGAACUUUG